Molecule: messenger RNA, 1881 nt
Organism: Zonotrichia leucophrys gambelii
Lineage: Eukaryota; Metazoa; Chordata; Aves; Passeriformes; Passerellidae
Gene: PAF1
Product: PAF1 homolog, Paf1/RNA polymerase II complex component
Exons: 14
Coding region: 172-1749 (525 amino acids)
Biological process (GO): transcription elongation by RNA polymerase II
Cellular component (GO): Cdc73/Paf1 complex
Molecular function (GO): RNA polymerase II complex binding; chromatin binding
Source: RefSeq, a predicted model, not a curated record
GCCCCGCUCCGGGCCCCGCCGCCGCUCCGGGCCCCGCGGGCGCUGAGGGCGGCCCCGGGCCCGGCCCGGCCGGAGGCGGCGGCGGCGCCGCCAUAUUCUCCGCCGCUUCCGGCGCGCGGCGGAUGUGACGAUAUCGAGGGGCGCCGCGCAGGACCGAAGUAGCGGGCCAAGAUGGCGCCCACCAUCCAGACGCAGGCGCAGCGCGAUGAGCCGGGCCACCGGCCGAGCUCGCACCGGACCCUCCCCGAGAGGUCCGGGGUCGUUUGCCGGGUCAAGUUCUGCAACAGCCUCCCGGACAUCCCGUUCGACCCCAAGUUCAUCACGUACCCCUUCGACCAGAGCCGGUUCGUGCAGUACAAGGCCACGUCCCUGGAGAAGCAGCACAAGCACGAUUUGCUGACAGAGCCUGACCUGGGGGUCACCAUCGACCUCAUCAACCCUGACACGUACAGGAUUGAUCCUGGAGUGCUCCUGGACCCUGCCGAUGAGAAGCUGCUGGAGGAGGAGAUCCAGGCGCCCACCAGCUCCAAGAGGUCGCAGCAGCACGCCAAGGUGGUGCCCUGGAUGCGCAAGACCGAGUACAUCAGCACCGAGUUCAACCGCUACGGCGUCAGCAACGAGAAACCCGAGGUCAAGAUCGGAGUCUCGGUGAAGCAGCAGUUCACAGAGGAGGAGAUCUACAAGGACAGGGACAGCCAGAUCGCCGCCAUCGAGAAAACCUUCGAGGACGCCCAGAAACCGAUCACCCAGCACUACAGCAAGCCCCGGGUGACGCCCCUGGAGGUGAUGCCCGUGUUCCCCGACUUCAAGAUGUGGAUCAACCCCUGUGCCCAAGUGAUUUUCGACUCGGACCCCGCGCCCAAGGACACGUCAGGGGCGGCAGCGCUGGAGAUGAUGUCCCAGGCCAUGAUCAGGGGGAUGAUGGACGAGGAAGGGAACCAGUUCGUGGCCUAUUUCCUGCCCGUGGAGGAGACGCUGAGGAAGCGCAAGCGGGACCAGGAGGAGGACGUGGAUUACGCGCCCGAGGACGUGUACGACUACAAGAUCGCGCGCGAGUACAACUGGAACGUGAAGAACAAGGCCAGCAAGGGCUACGAGGAGAAUUACUUCUUCAUCUUCCGCGAGGGCGACGGCGUCUACUACAACGAGCUGGAGACGCGGGUGCGUCUGAGCAAGCGCCGGGCGCGCGCCGGGGUGCAGUCGGGCACCAACGCGGUGCUGGUGGUGAAGCACCGGGACAUGAACGAGAAGGAGCUCGAGGCGCAGGAGGCCCGGCGGGCGCAGCUGGAGAACCACGAGCCCGAGGAGGAGGAGGAGGAGGAGAUGGAGGCCGAGAAGGAAACGCCGGGAUCGGACGAGGAGCGGGACAAGGGCAGCGAGAGCGAGGAGGAGGAGGAGGAGGAGGCCGAAGGCUCCGGCUCGGGCUCGGAGCGCGGGGGCGGCUCCGCCCGCAGCGAGGAUGAGGAGGAGGAGGAGGAGGAGGCCGAAGGCGGCCGGGGGGGGCGCCGGGGGGGCAGCGACGCCGCGCGGGCCGCGCGGGACCAGGAGGAGAUUUUCGGCAGCGACAACGACGAGGACGAGGAGGAGGAGGAGGAAGAAGAGGAGGAGGAGGAGGAAGGCAGCGAGGGGGGGGGACCGGCGCCCCGCAGCCCCCAGGGCAGCGGCAGCGAGGAGGAGGAGGAGGAGGAAGAGGAGGAGGAGGAGGAGGAGGAAAGCGGCAGCGAAGGCUCCGAGUCCUCCAGCGAGUGAGGAGGGGGUGACCCCCCCCCCCCCCAAAUCCCACCCCCCAAAAUCCCCCCUCCCCAGUUUCCCCCCCGGCCCCGUUUUGGGGCAGAAAAGCGGCGGCUCGGGGCGGUUUUUGUGCGGUUUUUGUGUUUAAUA